CUUCACUCUGUCACCAUGUUGUCGUCUGUGUUGCUGCUGCUGCUCAUCAGCGGAGCUCAAGCUGCUUAUUAUGGUGCGGUCCUUAGCUACUAUUUUGGAGACGUUCAGCCCUUCGUAAUACCCUAUCACUUUAAGGAGAGCGGCAGCUCAUGUCAAGAGGUCGACAUUUGGCAUUGUGGUGGAAACUGUACCACUCCACCAGUUUAUGCAAUUGAUGAGAGCAGGAAUGAAUGGUGUCAAAAAACAAGAGUUGAUAUUUACAAUAGCUACGGCCCAAACACAUUUACAUACCAACAUUCGGUUGGUUCUUCAAGCUGGAUAGAAAACAGAAAUGGGAUUGUACAAACGAGGGUAGUAGUGAACAACGACUUGAGAAACCGCUCUGACAUAAACAAACCAAACUCAACUCCCCAGACCACCAUCAUCCCUCUAGUCAGAGUUCCUUCAAACUGUCAGAGAAACAUCAACCUGCUGGUCUCUGAUCCAGAUGGAGACGACAUUAGAUGCAGAUAUGCAGCUGGUUCAGAGUGUAACAUCUGCACUCCUCCGUCUGUCCUCAGUGUCUCAUCAUCUUGUUCUCUGUCAUUCAGUCCCACAAACAGCAGCAAUGAAGGUCCGUAUGCGGUUCAGAUGAUGGUGGAGGAUUUUCCCAGACAAACCAUCACUCUGACUGAUGGCAAUACUGGUGUACAGGAAGUGAAAACUUCCAGCAUCGCCAUCGGCAGCAUCCCUUUCCAGUUUGUUUUCAGAGUGGAUCCUGCAGCUCCAUCCUGCACAGAAGGUGAAUAUCUGCCCAGGUUUCUGCCUCCAACUCCUGAACAUGGAGCUCAGAUCUUCACCAACGUUAACCAGGCUGUGGAAAUCAGCGUCAGAGCAGAAGCAACCCAGGCUGAUACCACUGAGCUCCUGUUCAGCGGACCGCCCGGUUCCGCCAAGAGUUCAUCAGGAUCAGGAAACUUCACCCUGACAUGGACACCAAUUGCCGGUGACGGAGGACUGAACUACCCUCUCUGCUUCGUUGUCCAAGCAAAUUCCUCCAGCUCUGUGUACCAGUCUGACCUUCGAUGCGUCUUUGUGACGACUGGAAACACAACUGUUUCCCACCCGAGUACAACUACACCUCCACAAACUACAACUACACUCACAACUACAACCAACCAACCCACCACAACAACUACACCUCCACAAACUACAACUACACUCACAACUACAACCAACCAACCCACCACAACAACUACACCUCCUACUUCCUCCACCCCAAAUGCAACACCAGACCCAGGACCAAAUUAUGUUUUGGCUCUGGAUGCAAUGAUCUCAACAACACUGUUGAUGGAGACUGAUUCUGCAACCAUCAUGAACCUGAUCAAAGAGGAGCUGAAAAGACAAGGACUGACUUCUGACAUAACCCUAAAGCUGCUGAGCAGUAGGUUAGUGGGAGUUACAACUCCCGCCCCCUAGUGGCUAAAAAUGAGAAUAAAUCUGAUCCUCCCUGGGAAAUGUGUUUUGAUUUAUAAUGUUUAUUUAACCUCUCAUCUGAUUCAUAGGGUAUUUUAGCUAAUGCAAGUAAGAAGUAAAUAUUGUUGUCUUGAAUGUAAACAAAUUCUGUAAUGUCACAAUGUUCUUAAGCAUAUAAUUUGUAAUUGUUUU
This is a messenger RNA of Xiphophorus maculatus (southern platyfish), 1647 nucleotides long. Its product is annotated as cell wall protein DAN4-like. Lineage: Eukaryota; Metazoa; Chordata; Actinopteri; Cyprinodontiformes; Poeciliidae. Bases 16 to 1458 code for a protein of 480 amino acids. The record is from RefSeq and is a predicted model, not a curated record. The transcript is spliced from 11 exons.